GGAAUUUCAAAUAUGCAUUUUGGGAUAUGAUGUAUUAUAGUGCUAUUAGUUGGUAGGUCAAAUUAAAUGACAUGUCCAUGGCCAUGUAUUUCUAAGCUUUUACUUGCAUAUUCAUACAUAAAUCACUUAUAAGUCGUCAGAUGAUAGAUUACUGAUUACCUAAAGCAUGGAUUGGGACAGGGUUCAAUAUGGAUUCUUCCUCUUUUAAUCAUUCAUAGCCAUAUGAAAUUCAUCCACAUCAAGAAAAACCAACUCCACAAGCCAAUAUAAGCCAUAGGCUGCAUGCCCUUAAAGUCUGCAUGGCAGAAAAAGUAGAAAAAAACCUUACUGGACGGUGUUGGUGACGGGUGGGGAAUUCAACUAAUUAACAAAGCACAAGCAAGGACCAAAACUAGCGCACCAGUCACCACCACCCUUCAUUUCUGCCUUCAUAGCUGACAACCGUAUAAAGAAACGUACUGCCUUCAUCAAUUCUGCUUUAUAUUCCAGCUUUGUCUACAAACAACAACUCUCAACGCUUCUAGUGCACUCAAACUUUCAAGUUAGUAUCAAUGAUGAAGCCCAAGAGGCUACUCAGCCUCCUGCUAAGGCUUAUUGCCGUUGGUGCCACACUUGCAGCAGUGAUUAUCAUGGCAACAAGCCAUGAGAAGGGUACAUUCUUUGCAGUAUCAUAUGAAGCAAAGUACACUGACACACCAGCCUUCAAGUAUUUUGUGAUAGCAAAUGCAAUUGUUACUGUCUAUGGUUUUCUUGUUCUGUUUCAUCUUCCAGGGAGUCCACUCUGGCGAUUAGUUCUUGCCUUGGAUUUGGUAUUCACCAUGUUGCUCAUUUCAAGCAUUUCGGCGGCCUUGGCGGUUGCUCAGGUGGGAAAGAAUGGGAAUUCUCGUGCAGGUUGGCUACCUGUCUGCGGCCAAGUCACCAAGUACUGCAACCAAGUAACAGGAGCAUUAGUUGCUGGUUUGAUUGCACUGAUAACUUACAUAAUUCUGUUGCUCCACUCUAUUUACACUUUCCUUAAUCCUCUGCUUGAAAAGGCCUAGCAGGCUAUCAUGUAUUGUGACUUGAGUUACGAAAAUCAUCAUCGCCUCUCCUUCACGUUUUCUCUUGUCUGGUUUAUAGGUAGCCCUAUUAGAAGAUUUUGCCUUGGUACAUGCUUUGUUUAUAAUUGUUUUAAUCAGCAUGCUUUCCUAGUCCUUCAAGGGAAGCUAUAUGAAAAAUAAGAUGUCAACUAAUGAUCAUUUUUCAA
This is a messenger RNA of Populus trichocarpa (black cottonwood), 1246 nucleotides long. Its product is annotated as CASP-like protein 1C2. The transcript has 3 exons. Lineage: Eukaryota; Viridiplantae; Streptophyta; Magnoliopsida; Malpighiales; Salicaceae. The coding region runs from base 552 to 1040 and encodes 162 amino acids. The record is from RefSeq and is a predicted model, not a curated record.